Messenger RNA from Ornithorhynchus anatinus (platypus), 1830 nucleotides. It is a transcript of the gene RPIA, whose product is annotated as ribose 5-phosphate isomerase A. The transcript has 9 exons. Gene Ontology annotation, molecular function: ribose-5-phosphate isomerase activity. NCBI's taxonomy places the organism in Eukaryota, Metazoa, Chordata, Mammalia, Monotremata, Ornithorhynchidae. Gene Ontology annotation, cellular component: intracellular membrane-bounded organelle. The record is from RefSeq and is a predicted model, not a curated record. Bases 30 to 989 code for a protein of 319 amino acids. Gene Ontology annotation, biological process: pentose-phosphate shunt, non-oxidative branch; D-ribose metabolic process.
AGCUCAGCCGGGCGGGUUGCACGGGCGGGAUGCAGCGGUCCGGGCCGCUCAGUACGCUCUACGGGCGGGUCUUAGCCCCCUUGCCCGGGCGGGCCGGGGGAGGGGGAGGAGCUGGAGGGGGCGGGGGCAGCUGGGGGGGGAGGGAGAAGCACGUGCAGCCGCCCCAGCGCCUGCAGCCUGCACAUUGCAGCAGCUGCAGCUCCAAGUGCAGCUCCAAGUGCAGCUCCACCUGCAGCUCCUCCAGCCCCAACGUCCCCCUUUCCUCCCCCACCAUCAUGUCCAAGACCGAAGAAGCCAAGAGGCUGGCCGGCUGGGCGGCCGUGGAGAACCACGUGCAGAAUAAUCAAGUGCUGGGCAUCGGAAGUGGCUCCACAAUUGUCCAUGCGGUACAGCGACUAGCUGAAAGAGUGAAACAAGAGAAUCUUAACAUCGUCUGUAUCCCUACCUCCUUCCAGGCUCGCCAGUUGAUCCUGCAGAAUGGUUUAACCCUGAGUGACCUGGAUCGGCACCCUGAACUCGAUCUCGCCAUUGACGGUGCUGACGAAGUUGACUCUGACCUCAAUCUCAUCAAGGGUGGAGGAGGCUGUUUGACCCAAGAGAAGAUUGUAGCCGGCUAUGCCAAGCGUUUUAUUGUUAUUGCUGAUUACAGGAAAGAUUCGAAGAACCUCGGAGACCAGUGGGGGAAGGGAAUCCCCAUCGAGGUCAUCCCGAUGGCCUAUGUGCCCGUGACCAGAGCGCUGGCCCGGAAGUUCGGGGGAGUAGCUGAGCUGCGAAUGGCCGUCAGCAAGGCGGGCCCCGUGGUGACCGACAAUGGGAACUUUCUCCUGGACUGGAAGUUUGACAGGGUGCACAAGUGGAGUGAAGUGAACACCGCGAUCAAAAUGAUACCAGGAGUGGUGGACACGGGCCUGUUCAUCGACAUGGCCGAGAGAGUCUACUUCGGGAUGGAAGAUGGCUCUGUGAGCAUGCGCGAGAGAACGAGCCCCUGAUGCUGGCGGGACCUCGGGCCCAACUUGGCCUUCAGACCCUCGCCGUGGAGGAGCCAUUUGAAGAAGCCGUUGCCUUAACGUGUUUGUGACUAGGUGACCAGUCAGCCCCUGGGAAGUUAAAUUUUUGGGGGUCUUGGAAUGAUGUCAAAUAUCGUUUUUUUUAAAAGAAAAUUAUACAAGUGUAUAUUUAUAUAUUUUUUCUAUCAAGAAUGCUGUCUUUUUCUUUUUUUUUUUUUUUUUAAAGAUAUCCAUUAGGUAGAGCUUGAUUUCAUGUUUUAUAUGAAACAUUACCAAAAAAACCACUUUUUAAAAACAUGACUUGAAUCUCCUGGUGGCUUUUUAGACUUGAUGGAGAGUUUGUCUUUUUGGCAGGGGGCAUAAAAAUCCAACCCCCAUCUCACAGUCUAAGUACACCGAGGGCACAACCAGGAUUAUAACCUGAUGCCUUAUUGGGACCUUUUAGGUUCUUUUACUCUUUUCACCUUUCCUCUCUCUGUGCUUUCGGUUUUUACAUUUUAUCAUGUUUUAAUGGAGCACAAUAUCUAGAGCUUCAAAAGUUCUUGGAGCAAAGUGACGUAACCCGCAGUUGCUUCGAAACAGCAACAACUGGGAGAUGAGACCAUGAGUCUGAGAUGAUCAAGUCAAAGACCGUUGCCGUCUUCCUGCCUAGAAUGACUGCAGAGUAGCAGAGCACAGCUGAGAGACUUUUAAAACCUUCUUUUCCUUUUAAGCAAUGUCAUUGUUUUGCCACACAACUUUCUCGGGCUUGCACAGUCUCCAACCCCGGGAAUCAAGUCAUCUAUUUGUAUUCUGAAUGUUGGAAUAAAGCAACUUGGUGCCA